GCGGCUUCCCUGGGCCGCGGCCAGGAGCAACCUGGACAAACACAGAGGCAGCGAGCGUCCCAAAUACGGCCUUCACCCUUUGUUAAAUUUCUCAUUGCCUCGAGCAGCUGGAUUUUGAGACAAGAGCAAGAAUUGAGAGAGAGCAUACUGAGCUACCCCGCAAACUUUCAGUACUGAGCAGUGCUUACUCUACCUUCUUUAUUCAUCAACAGCAGGUCCAACUUCCAGCUUAAAGUUGAUCUUCCCAACCCUGAUGCAUUGUACAUUAUGGUUCAUAUCAGCUUCCUUAGAAAAUUGAUAUAUGUUCUCCUGGCAUUUAUUGUGGUUCUGACUAUUUGCUUGUGGAAGGAAACACGGAAAGAAUUUGUCAUUGCUCUAAAAGCAGAAAGCCAAACCGAUAGCCUGCAGGCAAAGCUGUGGAGGUGGGCCAAACAAGGAACUGUCCGAAAUGAAAUUGCCAAAGGCACACUUUUGCCCACCAAAGCAUCCCAAGUUAAAGUUAACCUCUUGACAACUCUGGCAGGAAGUAACUUAAAGGCACACAGCCAGAAAUCACCAGAUUCCAUCAAAGUGUGGAAUAAGGACAGUUCAUUCAAAAGUCUCCACCCUAGAUUGCAAAAGGCGAGGGAAAACUACCUGCAUACGAACAAAUUUCAUGUGAAGUACACGGGGCCAAAGUAUGCUACUAAACCCAGCCCUGACAAACUGUUGUGCCAGCUCCGAAAGCGACUAAAUUUUAGCAUGAUAACCACAGCAGAUGGCCCCUUCAGUUCGCCAGAAUGGAAGGCCUACCUGCCAGGGAAAAACAUCAGCAUGGAACUGGGUCAGCUGGACCGGUGCGCAGUUGUUUCCUCCGCAGGAGCCAUGAAGUCAUCCCAUUUGGGGGCAGAAAUAGACAGCCACGAUGCAGUAUUGCGGUUUAAUGGGGCCCCUACAAGUGGGUUUGAAGCUGACGUAGGGGAGAAAACCACAAUACGCCUUGUUAAUUCCCAGCUUAUUACUGUUGAAGAACAGAAGUUUGUUACAGAUCCACGGUAUAACUUCGGAAUCUUAAUUGUAUGGGAUCCAUCACCAUAUCAUGCAGAUAUCUAUAAGUGGUACCAAAAGCCAGAUUUCUUUUUCUAUGAAAGCUACAAGCACUAUCGGAAAAAACAUCCUGAACAACCUUUUUAUAUCUUGAAUCCCAACAUGCAAUGGCAACUGUGGGAUAUCCUUCAAGAGAACUCAGCAGAGGAUAUCCAACCAAAUCCACCCUCUUCAGGAAUGCUUGGCAUUAUUCUCAUGCUGAACUUUUGUGAUGAAGUGGAUGUUUAUGAGUUUCUUCCUUCCAAAAGGCAAACAGACAUUUGUCAUUAUUACCAGAAGUUCUUUGAUCAAGCCUGCACUAUGGGCGCCUACCACCCACUGCUCUUCGAAAAAAAUAUGGUGAAGCACCUUAAUCAAGGCUCAAAUGAAGACAUUUUCACUUUCGGGAAAGUAACUCUAACUGGCUUAAGGAAUGUACAAUGUUAGAAGAAUGAAUCCUGCAUUCUGGGCUUGGAAAACCUUCUUGGAUCACAUGGCACUUUAAAAAAAAAAGUUUUUUUUAAAUAUAUAUAUAAAUAAUUUUUAUACAGGACUUGCCAACAAAUGGACAGAUGAUUAACAAUUAGCAACUCUUCCAUUCAGUACGCCUUAAUUCAUGACCUAACAUCAGAGACAUGUAGCAUUCAAUCGAACAUGUUGCCUACAGAUUGCAGCUGUAGAACACAGAAUAUGCAGAACCUGAUUCUCAGAAAGCCACAAUCCUUAUAGCUGCAUUUAAAAACCAACCAACCAUGAAAAU
This is a messenger RNA of Elgaria multicarinata webbii, 1825 nucleotides long. It is a transcript of the gene ST6GAL1, whose product is annotated as ST6 beta-galactoside alpha-2,6-sialyltransferase 1. Lineage: Eukaryota; Metazoa; Chordata; Lepidosauria; Squamata; Anguidae. Gene Ontology annotation, molecular function: beta-galactoside alpha-2,6-sialyltransferase activity. The coding region runs from base 268 to 1512 and encodes 414 amino acids. The transcript is spliced from 7 exons. Gene Ontology annotation, biological process: sialylation. The record is from RefSeq and is a predicted model, not a curated record. Gene Ontology annotation, cellular component: Golgi apparatus.